UCAUAUUUACAACAUUUAUCUCAUGAUCUGUCGUUCAAUACAUAAAAGACAAAAAGGGUCAUCUACUGACAGUGACAUGGAUAUGGGUCAGACAACGCAAAGACUGGUAACAACAUAGAGAAGUGUGUGGCGAUGCAUCUAUUUGUGUCAAGGUCCAAAGACGGCCCAAAUCGAGUUGACACUCCACUGACGGAAACUUCGUUUCUACUAGGGCAUAAGUUGAAUCAUCUACAGAUUUGCUGAUGCUUGUUUACAAUUACAUCACUCUGGAAUCUGGAUAGCAAGAAAAGGAAAACCUAUGAAAAUUGUCAAACCAAUUAUAUUUAAAUUAUUAUUUCCUUAUUUAACAGAAAUUUGAUUUAAACUUACCCGUGCACCCAAGAAGAUAAUUCUUUUGUUUAAAGACGUUCCAACUUAAAAGGUUUGCAUGUUUGAAUACUCAAUGGUUUUUUAAUCACUGAUCAUUGGGCAGAGAGAGUUCUAAAAGUUUCAUCUGUAAACUGAGAAGUCCCCCACUUGAAUUUUGUUUGUUCAGUUAUUUAUUUUGUUGUUAUUCAUUUAACUAAAUUAUCUAAUUCCAAAUGAAAUACAAAUUUACAUCUUUUUUGAAUCGUUCAAUCUUUUGUCAAUUGUCCUAUAGUAUAUUAUUAUAAACAUACACAGUUCUUAGGCACGUUGUGGUUGACAUUAACAGUCAAUAGUAACACGAAUACGAUUCAUAGAUACUGCAUGCAACACGUUGCAAUUCUCCUCCAUUGUCUCAUCAACAAGUAAUAAAAAUUAUACCAUUGAACCUUACUUAUAUAUAAUUUCCUCAAUUAUUACAAUAUUUAAAUAAAUAAUUAACAGAUUAACUAUUUUCCUCCAUUGUCCCAUCAACAAGUAAUAAAAAAUUAUACCACUGAACCUUACUUAUAUACUUUCCUCAAUUAUUACAAUAUUUCAAUAAUAAUUAACGGAUUAGCUGCAUCAGUACGUUUACACAGCAACAUCAUUUCCAACUCUCUCCAGUUCCACAGGAGCCGCCAUGGAAGCCAUUAAUGUGCUUCAUCUGCUCCUUAUCUCUCUGUUUUCUGCUUUUCUUUUCGCGCAAGCAACAGAUAUAAUCACACCAAACCAGACUUUAAAAGAUGGAGACACUAUUGUUUCAAAAGAUGGGAGCUUCGAGCUCGGGUUUUUCUCUCCAGGAGGAUCAAGAAACCGUUAUCUCGGGAUUUGGUACAAGAAAGUCUCUCUACAGACAGUUGUUUGGGUCGCAAACAGAGAUUCUCCUCUCUACGACCUCUCAGGAGCCCUAAAAGUCAAUGGAAACGGGAGGUUAUCUCUCUUCAGUGGCAUGAACUCUCUCAUCUGGUCAUCAUUUUCUUUGAAGAAGAUCGAUGCAAGAGACCCUAUUGUUCAGAUUCUUGAUACAGGUAACUUAGUUGUAAGAAACUCUGGGGGUGAUCAAGAUUACAUAUGGCAGAGUUUAGAUUACCCAGGAGACACGUUUCUUCCAGGAAUGAAAUAUGGUAUUGAUUUCCUAACCGGUUUAAACCGGUUCUUGACAUCUUGGAAAUCUCCAGACGAUCCAUCAACUGGUAACUACACAAAUAAAAUGGAUCCAAACGGUGUUCCGCAGUUUUUCUUGAAGAGAAACUCGGUUGAUGUCUUCAGGGCUGGUCCAUGGAAUGGUCUAAGAUUCACUGGUAUGCCUAACCUAAAACCUAACCCUAUUUAUCGGUAUGAGUUUGUGUUGACGGAGGAUGAAGCUUACUACACGUACAGGCUUGAGAACCCUUCAGUGAUCACAAGAAUGCAGUUGAUUCCUAGCGGAGCUUUGCAGCGUUACACUUGGGUCGAAAGUCAUUGGAACUUCUAUCUGUCAGCUCAAAUGGAUAGCUGUGAUCGCUACAUGUUGUGUGGCUCUUACGGAAGCUGCAACAUCAAUGAAUCUCCAGCUUGUAGUUGCUUAAAAGGGUUUGUUCCUAAUUCUCCAGAGGCUUAUUCGGAUGGGGAUUGGUCUAAAGGGUGUGUUAGGAGAGUGAAAUUGGGUUGUGGUGAAGGAGAAGAAGAUUUUCUGAAGAUUUCAAAGUUGAAGUUACCUGAUACAAGAGCAUCGUGGUACGAUAAGAGCAUGGAUUUGAAUGAAUGCAAGAGGGCAUGCUUGAGAAACUGUUCUUGCUCAGCUUAUUCUUCUUUUGAUAUUAGAGAUGGAGGAAGAGGAUGUAUUAUAUGGUUUGGAGAUUUGCUUGAUAUAAGAGAGUAUGAUGAAAAUGGACAAGAUCUGUUUGUGAGGCUUGCUACUUCAGAAAUAGAUACUUUGCAGCGCGAUUUAGACCGUGUUUCCAGCAGGAGACAAGAGGAGGAAGAUCCUGAGUUACCAUUUCUUGAUCUUGAAGUGAUUUCAGAAGCUACAUGUGGAUUCUCUGAUGGUAAUAAGCUUGGACAAGGUGGGUUUGGACCUGUCUAUAAGGGAACGUUGUCUACUGGAGAAGAAAUCGCUGUAAAGAGGCUUUCAAGAACGUCAAGACAAGGCAUAGAAGAGUUUAAGAACGAGAUCAAGCUAAUGGCAAAGCUACAACACCGCAACUUUGUCAAGAUUCUUGGAUAUUGCGUGGAAGAAGAUGAAAGAAUGCUCAUCUACGAGUAUCAACGUAACAAAAGCUUGGACUCUUUCAUUUUCGAUAAAGAACGGCGCAUAGAACUUGAUUGGCCUAAACGUGUGGAAAUAAUCAAAGGGAUUGCUCGCGGGCUGAUGUAUCUCCAUCAAGAUUCAAGGCUUAGAAUCAUACACCGCGAUCUCAAAGCAAGCAAUGUUUUGCUUGACUCCGAUAUGAAUCCUAAAAUAUCAGAUUUCGGAUUGGCUAGAACCUUGGGAGGAGAUGAAACUGAAGCAAACACAACUAGAGUGGUUGGAACAUAUGGAUAUAUGUCUCCGGAGUAUCAAAUUGACGGGUAUUUCUCAUUAAAAUCCGAUGUAUUUAGCUUCGGAGUUUUGGUAUUGGAGAUAGUAUCAGGAAGAAGAAACCAUGGUUUCUGCAAUCAUGAACACAAGCUUAACCUUCUUGGACACGCUUGGAGGCAAUACAGAGAAGAUAAGGCAAGUGAGUUAACCGAUGAAGCUUUCAAGGAAUCGUGUACAGAUAUUUCUGAAGUGUUGAGAGCAAUUCAUAUCGGUCUGCUAUGUGUACAACAAGAUCCUAUAGAUAGACCAAACAUGUCAAUGGUGGUUCUGAUGCUAAGUAGUGAAAUGUUGCUUCUUGAUCCCAAGGAGCCUGGGUUUUACAACGAGCGAAAUCUCUUGUUUUCUGACACUACGUCGAUUAAUCUUGACGUUCCUUCCAAUAAUUUACAAACCAUGAGUGUAAUGGAGCCUAGAUAAACCAUGUAGUCGAUCUUUGUAUAUUCUAUAAAUAUAAUCUCUAACCAUUUUUGUUAAAAAAGACUAUAUUGUAAUAAAAGUGAUUGAAGCCACGAUCCAAAGUUGUCCUAUUGAUUUUAGGUGCUCGGUGACCUCGGUCUAUAUAUUGUAACUUCCGAGUAUUUAUGGGGUGGACAGAGAGUUCGGCAAGUAAGAAGUUUUGCAAGAAUCUACGAUCAGAUUCAUAUAGGUUUAGUGAUUAGAUGGCACAAACUGAUAUUUACCAAUUACCAUAUAAGUUCAAGACCUAAAAUUAGGCACAUGAGAAUGUAACAGACAAUUAAGAUGAUUGUUGUAUCUAGUACUAAGAGAUCUCACCUAAUGCUUACACUAUAACGUGGAGAAUGUGAGAGAGACCUAAAAACGUGAAUGGCAAGAAGAGAAAGAAAACGUGGGAGAAAAAGAAAGAGAAAAAAACGUGGACAAGGAGCCCCAUGUUAUGAACUUAUGAUACAUACAUCAAAUCCCUUCCGCCUUAACUUAUGGUCUUUUUCUCAUAGACGUGUCGACUUAAGGUUUUUUAAAACGUAUGGCUUUUCGAUAUGGAGUAUUAUUGGAUUUAUUGACGAGUUAUAUCCGAUAUCUCUAUAUAUGUUCGUUAAAAUAUUUCGAAACAUAAAACUUCUAUUCAAGUUUAGACCGAUCUUUAAUCAAGAAAAUAACUAAUAAAUAUAUGUGUUUAACCAAAUAAAGUAAUAAACUAUGUACUAUAUAUAUCUAUGGGAGUUCGAAUCCAGUUCUUAUCGGAUGACUUUGGAUAAUCAGACUGUUAGAUCCAUCAAUUCCUGCCAACUUAAACCAAAGAAUUGGUCACAUUAUAAACAUUGAGCCAAAUUUAAAAAAAGAAACUGAGUAUUUUAAAAUUUAAUUAUAAUGCUUAGUACUUUUAAAUGGAUGAGUACACGAAUAGCAAAACAAACUCAAUUUGCUUUUAUUUAUUUGGUUACAACAUUGUACUUUUAUAAAAAAAUUGGUGGCGUCAGCAAUGCAUAUCCUCUGAAAACACACAUACAUGCCACAUCUCUUAGGAUACGAGAACUGAUAGGAAGGGAUUUAUUCAACUAGUCUGAAUAUUUAUGUUCAUUCUCCAAAGUUCUGAAUUGUUCCGAAGUUCUUAUCCACACAUGUAAAGAAGAAGAAAAAGAAACAACAGUAAAGAAGCAAACGACCACACACCACAAACUUCGUUCAUUCUGGUGGUUCUCAUCUUGACAUCUCAUCUUCCUUUGAUUCUUCAUACCACCGUUGUUCUUCCUCACGUAGGCUUUCCCCAUAUCAAAGCAUGCCACAUGUGCACAAUUUCCUCUUCACAUAAUUACAUCAUGUGGUUAUUACUUUAUCAAAUAUUUAAUUUAAUUUUUCUAUACUGAGUUCGGCAGAGCCACAUACACAAAUUAUAUGACCAUAUAACAAAAAAAAACAUCAAAGAAUUAUGGUCCAAGUAAAUAAUACUCGGUUAUAUUAUAAGGAUUUAUUUCUACAUUCUGUAUUUUAAUCCCUUAUAUAUUAAAGGAAAAUCACUGUAAUAAAUGCGUUCACACUAAACUGGACACAUAUCAUGUAUAAAAACAUUAUAAUAAAUGCGUGCACACUAAAAUGAACACAUAUCACAUGUAGAGAACUUUUCAGCAAAACUCUACAUAAAUAUGUUCACACUAUUUACUUUACGUUUUUAAUA
Brassica napus (rape) is the source of this 5081-nucleotide messenger RNA. Its product is annotated as G-type lectin S-receptor-like serine/threonine-protein kinase At4g27290. The transcript has 5 exons. Gene Ontology annotation, molecular function: protein serine/threonine kinase activity; ATP binding. Gene Ontology annotation, biological process: recognition of pollen; protein phosphorylation. The record is from RefSeq and is a predicted model, not a curated record. The coding region runs from base 1028 to 3364 and encodes 778 amino acids. Lineage: Eukaryota; Viridiplantae; Streptophyta; Magnoliopsida; Brassicales; Brassicaceae.